GUAAAUCAUCGUUAGAAAUAGCACAAUUACAAUCUAGAGCUUCACAAUUUACUAAAAGCAAAUUUUCUCAAAUGUUGACAUGUAAAACAAGAUCAACAAUCAAAGAUUCUACUUCGACAAGCGUAACUGGCAGUACUAUAAAAAGAACACAUGGUAAAUCAACUGAGCUAGCAUCCGUUGAUACUACUUCAAAAAAUACAACUGAAGAUGCUUCUUCAAAAAAUGCAACCGAAGUUACUACUUUGGAAAAUACAACUAAAGCUACUACUUCAAAAAAUACAACUGAAGCUACUAUUUCGACAAAUACAACUGAAGAAGCUACUUUGAAAAAUACAACUGAUACUAGAGUAGUUCACAAUUUAGAUAAUUUAACUCUUAACGAUGAGAAUAGUAGAGGAUUUAACAUAGAAGACUACUGUGAUAAAAGUGGUGAAGACACUCACUAUGACAUUAGCCAAGAAACUCAUAGUAAUCUUAGCGACUAUAAUAAUAUCAGAGACUUUUACGAAGACUAUUAUUCGCAGACUAGAGAUAAAGACAAGUAUUCUUAUGAUAAG
Molecule: messenger RNA, 557 nt
Organism: Funneliformis geosporum
Lineage: Eukaryota; Fungi; Glomeromycota; Glomeromycetes; Glomerales; Glomeraceae
Source: the annotation of a GenBank genome assembly